Molecule: messenger RNA, 2128 nt
Organism: Lutra lutra (Eurasian river otter)
Lineage: Eukaryota; Metazoa; Chordata; Mammalia; Carnivora; Mustelidae
Product: epididymal secretory protein E3-beta-like
Exons: 3
Coding region: 1510-1947 (145 amino acids)
Source: RefSeq, a predicted model, not a curated record
CUCUCUCUCUCUGUGCCAAAUAAAUAAAUAAAUAAAUAAAUAAAUAAAUAAAUAAAUAAUUGAAUGAUGGUUAACAAAAGGAAAUAUUAAGGAAUUAAUAGAAAGGAGUUAAAGUCAAGGAAAAUGUCUAAAGAAAGAAUAGAAGUAACAAACGAUUUUAAAUUUAAAUUCAAGGGAUAAUAUCUCUUUAGGAACUCAAAUUAGAAGCCACAACCCAAGCAGAGUCUGUUACAGAAGCUGGUAGACAGAACUCAAGGAAGGAGGCCAGCUCAACAGCUCUCAGAAACAAGGGUUAACUGACGUACCUGGGCUGCUUUGGUAGUUGAUUUCUGCAGAGAUAAAGGGAUAUGUUCAUACCAGGCAGUUUAGGGUGCUUCUUGAUGACUUCAUUUCAGAGAAGCCUUAGAGCUUGUGGUUGAGCUCAUAGUUGAAUUGUUGGAUGUCUGCUUAAGGUUUACAAUGAUUUGUCUUCCACAUCAAAAGUAGAAUACCACAUUUAUUUCAGAAACACUGGAUUUACCAGCUAAAACUGGCAAUGACUGGGGUAGAUCAUCCUUAUGAUGAUAUUAUGAAUAAUAUAGAUCAACAUUAACACUUUAUUAUUUACAAAAUUACUUUCACAUGCAUUGCUUCCUUUGAUUCUCAAAAUUCCUGGCUGAAUUCCUAUAAUACACUGUAAAAUAAGAUGCCUUGGACACCUGUGGAUCUCUCUCUGAGCUUGCCCCUUCUCAUGUCAGCCCUCCUAGCUUCUCUCUGCUGCCUCUCUCUGCACUCACUGAGUCACUGCCUGGUUUAGGUGUUCAGUGGAUCCCAUGAACUUGUUAGGAAGGGCUGUGGAUAUAGGGUCAUGUGAUGGCCAGCUUAAUUUUUCUCAGAGUCAUCUUUCAAGUCCUCCAAACCCAGGUGCCCAUAAUUCCUGUCUUUAUAUUCUCCUUUUUCACCCCAAAAUACCAGAGGGUAGUUGGAUUUAUGGAGUGUGAUCUGAGACAACCUGUAGAGAGCAAGAUGGAGUCUCUCAUGUCAAGCAGGACCCUGUGUCAAGCAGUGGCCUGUGUCAAGCCAUGACACAGUAGUUAAAGGUACGGCAGCUAGGAGAUAUUCCCUGGGACCAGUGUUGCUGACACCCCAGAACUAAUAAGGAGCAGAACCAGAAAAGGUCUCCUAGGGCCUGAGACACAUUCAAUCCCUUUAGAAAGAGGAGGAUUUGGCAACACAAUGUCAGACUCUUCAGACCUGAGCCCUUGAUGUCUGACCACUUACAAAGGCAACUGCCCCCGAAGAUUCUGCCCAUUGAUCUCCAAACAGAACCAAGAUCCUUCCCCAAUGGAUCAUAGGAAGCAGUGUGGCCAGAGCUGACCAGGACAUGACCGAGGCCUUAUCUCAACUGUGCACCCACAGACUGACUUCGAAUUUGACUUCCUGGCUCUCUGCUCUUAGACCUACAUAUUGAUUUCCUCAACCAGUGACACCUGAGUGUUGGAUCUGAACAGGGUGGCUCUGGUGACUGAGAUGGCAUCCUCUCUAAAGGUCCUAGGCCCUCUCUUGAUCCUGCUGUUUCCCCUAGGUGGGCUGCUUGUACACAGCCAGAACCUUUCUUGGAGGGAAUUCAUGAAACAGCACUACCUGAGCACGAGCUGGAAAUUCAGUGACUACAAAUGCAAUGAUCUCAUGAGGGAAAGAGAAGCUCCACAAGACCGGAACUAUCACAUCUUCAUCUAUACCUUUUGGCACAAAAUCGAGCAUAUUUGCCUCAGGAAGUGGAGAGACCAUUACAGAAAUGUAUACAUAUGGGCCCAGCAUCCCUUCAAAAUACUCCAGUGCUACCAGGAAGGCAACCGAAAGAGCUAUAGAGAGCACGGCGGCUACAGCUACAUUGAAUUCCACUGUGGCAUGAACGGGUAUGUCGAUGGCAUAGAGGACAUCCAGUUGUUAGACAUCAAAAAAUAGAACAUCUACCCAUGUCUAGACGUUUGAGUAGAGUGUCCAAUACUUCCCAGGUGGGAGCCUGUGCCUCUGUCAACAGCCCUUGCUACUCCAUCCUUUGCAUUUGUGUGCCAGCAUUUUCCAACUACUUAGAGAUAUGCAUCAUCACAUGCUUUCUUCCUAUCAAAACCACUCACAGUUUCUC